Meloidogyne enterolobii is the source of this 1742-nucleotide messenger RNA. NCBI's taxonomy places the organism in Eukaryota, Metazoa, Nematoda, Chromadorea, Rhabditida, Meloidogynidae. The record is from the annotation of a GenBank genome assembly.
GUAUUUUGUUGAGAUGGCUUUCUGUAGGUUUUUCUAAAUUUUUUAGCUGACCAAAAUUUUAAGAUCUUUAACUUUGUAAUUUCUUCAAAAAAAUUUUGUAGUUGUGUCCGAUUGAUGUUCUUAUUGAAAUGAGGGAACAACUUUUGCGGGCUAAGUUAGAGAUUCUUGGUGAUGCUGGAACUCUUUUGGAAGUAUUUCUGUUCGAUGCAGAUUUGGACUCAAUGGAAGUUGAUAAAUCUAAAUUAUUAGAAAUUGCAUCUAAUUCCUUAAACAAAUGGAAUGAUUAUUUUUACAUUCAUUACAAUGAAAUUAUUGCUGAACAAAUUCGAAGAGCAUUAAUUAAUAAUGAUGGAAUUAAUUUUUUCUGCUUUAAACGUUCAAAGAAUGGCGAUUUUGCGCGUGCUUCGGGACAAUUGUUUUUAAACAAAAAAUAUUUUAAAGAUUUUUUUAUUCGAAGACCUACAUCUGUACCAACCCAUAAAAAGCAAAGGGUCUUCCCUCCACCCCAUCUCUACGGGCAUUUGGCACGCUCAAAAGUUGGUCAAAAUCUUUUGAAAAAUCGAAAUAUUAUUGGAAAAUUAGAGGAUAUAAUUUGCAAUUUUCUACUGAAAGGAAUUUGUGUUGAUAAGAUUGAUGAAGUUAAAGGUUCCCUUUUUGCUUUGGCCCAAAUUCUUGCUAAUUUGCCAUCUUAUGUAAUUUUCCCAUUCAGUAAAUACACACAAUUAUUAUUGGAAUGUUUUUUACAACAAAGGAAUAAUUCUAAUAAUUUACCUUGGCUAUCUAUUAGAGGAUGUGCAAUUUGGGCAAUAAAUAUUGCAGCAACUUCAAAAAAUCAGCUUGUAAUUAACACACUUUUUGAAUUUGGUUGGGAAUUUGGAGAAUCUUUUAAUGAUAAUUUUGAAUUAAAAAUUGAUAAAAAUUUUCUUUCUUCAAAAAAUAAAUUUAUUUUCAAUUAUCUCCAAAAUAAUGACAAAAAACAAAAAAGAAGAAUAAUUGAAAGAAGAAAAAGAAUAAAAAGUGAAUUAAUUAAUGGAGGGAAUUUAAUAAAUAUUUGUCGUUCUAAUUCUUUGGAUAGCUUUUUUAAUAAUUAUAAUUCUACAUCAAAUUAUUUUUAUACAAAACAAGAUUAUUCUAAAGAAUUUUGUGAAAAAGGUGCUGCUAAUAUAUUAGAAGAUAAGGAAGAUCACAAAAUUACCGAAAAGGAGAAUAAUGAUCUCAUUGUUUAUAGAAAGUUUUUAGCAAAAAUUGAUAAUUUGGAUAGACAAAAUGAAUAUUAUAAACAAAUAAAUAAUUUUAAUAAUUUUGGACAUGUAAUUUUACCAAAAAAUAUUUCAACAAUUUUUGGGAAUAUUUUUAAUGAAAGUAAAAACGAAGAACAAUCUUCUUGUCUCGAAAAUAAAUAUUUAAAAUUUUCAAUAAAUAAAAAACAUUGUAAAUUUUUAUGUAUUUUUUGUUCAUCUCCAAAAAAAUUAAAAAAUAUUGAAGAAAAAGAAGAAGAAAAAAAUGAGGAAAAAGAAAAAACCGAAAAAGAAAUACGGCAAUUAAUUUAUCAAUUGGCUACUCAAUUUUCAAAUACAGAAAUAACUAUUAAACUUCUUCGAAUUUACAAAGAACAGCCAGAGAUAUUCGAAAAUCGUUGCCUUUUCUCCGAUGUGAUCAAUUUUAUUAGCGAUUCGAAAAUUAUUUCAUUUGGAGGACGUCGUUUACUAUAUCAAUUAUUUUGGAAAGCUCUUUCUAAUUAA